CACACACGGCCACACACGGCCGCAGCAGCAUGGCGGCGUCGGCCUCGGGCGCGGCCCAGCUGCAGCUGCGGGAGUCCGCCCUGGUGGCCUUGGAGCUGCAGCAGCGGGAGCUGCGCGGCCGGCAGGACGCACUGCUGGCGGCACGGCUGGCGGCGGUGGAGGCGGGCGGCGGCGGCGGCGGCAGAGAGGUGGCGCUGCAGGCAGUCCGCGACGUCGCGGCGGCUGAAGACUCGGAGUACGCGUAUCUAGACGAAUGGGUUGAGAGUAUCCGCGAGCAGAUGCACGAGAUCACUGACGAGCUGCAGCAACUGAAGUCACCAAGUGGCGCCGGCGCCGGGCGGCAGGCGGCCGCUCCGCUGCGCGUUGCGAGCGACCCAGAGUCGGCGGCCGCGGCGGCGGCGCCGGCACCGGCGGCAUGCGGCCGGAGCGCCUGCGCUGGCGGCGGCAGCGGGGUCGGUGGCGGUGCCGCGGGGCUGUCCGCGGCCGCCCGUCUUCUGCGCGGCGCCGCCGGCUCGUUCGCGGCAGCCGCUGUAGCCGCCUGGUGGGCCCCCACCCACCAGUGCCUCGGCUGCCUCGACCGCUUCCCGGCAGACCAGGUCACAUGCGCGGGUGCAGACGCAGGCGGAGACGGGGGGCGGAGCAGCCGCGGCAGCGGCGGCCCCCCCAACAGUGCUGGCGGCUGCGGCCACUACCUCUGCCGCGACUGCCUGCCCGCCUACGUGUGCGGCGUGGUGCGGGACCGCAAGUACCCGGUGCCGUGCCCCAUGGCCGGUGGCAGUGCCGGUGCGCGUACUGGUGCUGGUGGCGGUGGCGGCGGUGGUGCUGGCGGCGGUAAUGCUGGCGGUGGCGGUACUGGUGCUGGUGGCGGUGGCGGCGGUGGUGGUGGCGAUGCUAGCGGUGGUGGCGGUGGCGGCUGCCGUGAUGUGCUGUCCCGUGAGGCGGCGCGAGGGGCGCUGCGCGACAGGCCGGAGGCGCUGGCGGCGAUGGAGCUGUUGGAGGCGGAGGCGGCCGUGGGGGAGCGCGACCGGGUGUACUGCCCGCACAAGUCGUGCUCCGCACUGUUACUCCGACCGGACGCCGACGGCGACGGCGAUGGCCCUGUGGAGUGCCCGGCCUGUCACCGCGCCUUCUGCCUCCGCUGCAACAUCCCCGGCUGGCACACGGGCCACAGCUGCGCCCAGUUCCAGGCGCUGCCGCCGCACCUGCGCUCCGCCCAGGACGCGGCGGUGCUGGCGCUGGCGGCACAGCAGCGCUGGCGGCGUUGCCCCGCCUGCGGCCACCUGGUGGCGCGGGCGGCGGGCUGCAACCACAUGACCUGCCGCUGCGGCGCCCGCUGGUGCUACGCCUGCGGCAGGAGGGAGGCGCCAGGCGCGGCGCCGUGCGGGUGCUAGGCGGCUGGCACCUGUGGGGGAGGAGGGUCGUGGCACAGACAACUGAGACUAGCGAAGGUUUGAGCAUGACGGAUUGCUGCAGGGGCUGCAGGGGGUGAGGGAGGCUGGAGGUUGUGCUGGGGGUGCGAUGGGACAGGGUUAAAUGUAGCAUGUUGGGUAGUCUCCCAACACCCUGCGAUGUCAUACCUUAGUGAGCGGAAGCAGAGAAGGAGUCUUCGGCCGCAGGGUGUUGAAGUCCCGUAGGGCGUAGGGUGCAGCUGAUUCCCAGACCCCAGCAGAUGGCAAACAGUUUGCAAUGGCAGUGCAUGAGCGCGCGGCUGGUCGAACGCCGGAGUUACUGUACCGA
Chlamydomonas reinhardtii is the source of this 1737-nucleotide messenger RNA. RefSeq lists its product as uncharacterized. NCBI's taxonomy places the organism in Eukaryota, Viridiplantae, Chlorophyta, Chlorophyceae, Chlamydomonadales, Chlamydomonadaceae. Gene Ontology annotation, cellular component: ubiquitin ligase complex; cytoplasm. Gene Ontology annotation, biological process: positive regulation of proteasomal ubiquitin-dependent protein catabolic process; ubiquitin-dependent protein catabolic process; protein polyubiquitination. The transcript is spliced from 3 exons. The record is from RefSeq and is a predicted model, not a curated record. Gene Ontology annotation, molecular function: ubiquitin conjugating enzyme binding; zinc ion binding; ubiquitin protein ligase activity. Bases 30 to 1391 code for a protein of 453 amino acids.